Molecule: messenger RNA, 585 nt
Organism: Eimeria tenella
Lineage: Eukaryota; Apicomplexa; Conoidasida; Eucoccidiorida; Eimeriidae
Exons: 1
Coding region: 1-585 (194 amino acids)
Source: RefSeq, a predicted model, not a curated record
AUGGCGCAGCCCCAAGGGCUUCUUGCUUCCGAAAGAAGAAGCCGCAGUCUCCCGCGUUCCAAAGGGCAAGAAACUUGGGGUGUACAUACACCUCGGAGCUUGUCUCCCGGGGGUCUGCAGCAGCAGCAGCAGCCACAGCUGCUGCUGCUGCUGCAGCCGGUGCCUCUUCUCCUCGCUGCUGCGCUGCCUGCAACUGCAGCAGCAGCAGCAGCUCCUCGCGGCGGCCGAGCGAGGGAGACGAGAGCAGCAGCAGCAGCAGCAGCAGCAGCAGCAGCAGGAGCAGCAGCAGCAGCAGCAACUGCAGCAAGCUUCGGCCGAAGCAGCCGAAGCACCUACAAGGUCAUUUCUGGAGGCCUGGAGCCCUCAGCCUGCUGCUGCUGCUGCAGCAGCAGCAGCAGGAAGACCACCACCACCACCACCCGCAGCAGCAGCAGCAGCAGCAGCAGCUGCAACAGCUGCAGCAGCAGCAGCAGCAAAGAAAACGAAAUUCACUUGGAUAAAUGCAAAGGCAAAGAAAAAGGCUGCAGCGCCAACACCUGCAGAUGGCAUUAUUUGCAAAGAGCUUCAAAGACGGGAUUUUUUUAA